This is a messenger RNA of Drosophila navojoa, 1070 nucleotides long. RefSeq names its product cilia- and flagella-associated protein 161. Gene Ontology annotation, cellular component: motile cilium. Gene Ontology annotation, biological process: cilium assembly. NCBI's taxonomy places the organism in Eukaryota, Metazoa, Arthropoda, Insecta, Diptera, Drosophilidae. The record is from RefSeq and is a predicted model, not a curated record.
AACAACAGCUCUCAAAACAAUUUCCACAAUACGUUAAAUCUCUGUUUCACUCAAAUACAUUUUGUUUCAUAAAUUUUCUAAGUAGUUCAUUGUUUCUGACAGACGCGAAAUGCCUUGCUCAGUGUCCAUUUUUGAAUCGGGCUCAAAUCGCUAUCGGCCCAAUGUGCGCAUUGGCAAUUGGUUCGAGGACAACUGCUUGGAGCUGGACAAGAUGGUCAGCUUUCGCAAGAUGCGCGAUCGCGGCGAGCUGCUGGUGGAGAAGGCGCGCACGCUGUUCGACAACUUCCAGCGGGAGGUGCAGCUGGCGGCGCCCAAGCACGAUAUAACAAUCGGUGCGACGAUCCAGCUGAUGCCCAUCUACAUGAACAUACAGGACCUGGACACCUCGGACCUGCACCCGGCCCUGUCGGUGGUCAUCAACGAGUACGCCAUUCGCACCAGCCAGACCAUCAACGAGGACUGCGAGCUAACUGUGGCCCCGUCGGAGCGCCCCUGCGUGCGCAACUCGUUUCGCAUUGUGAGCGGGGACGACAAGGAUCGGUCGGGCGAGAAGCUGAAGUACGGGCAGCGCUUCAGGCUCGAGUGCGUCGAGCCGACGAACGAUCCCAUUCUGCUCUACAGCGCGCCCAAGCUGAGCAACCUCACGCAGGCGAUUAAGACGACCUUCAACUCGAGCAAGCACGGGGAAAUCAACUUGCCCUUGGGGCUGGUGCACCGCAGCAGGGUGCUGUGCCCGGAUGGCGACAUACCCACGGCAUUCACCAACUGGUACUGCAUGCACGUCGAUCCGUACAAGCGCUUCGAGAGCGAAGGCGAGACGGUGCCCAGCAACGCACCUAUGAUCAUUGUCCACAGCGCCACGAAUCGCAACCUGGCCGCCGAGAAUGUUGUCACACAGACUCUUUUCGGACCCGAGUUCUUGGUUUCUGUUCAGAACUAUCGCAACGUUUUCAAGCGCGAAAUUUGGAAGAACGUCUGGAUGAUUAGCAAUGGCCAUCACACAACCGCUAAGCACGCAUAAAUUAUCCAAUAAACGCAGAAGGCCAUGGCAACAACAUUUUCUAUUUAUA